GUUUGGCAGCUAUGGCUUGGCCUCGUGUGCAGCUGGUUGUCACAGCUGAUGACUUUGGUUACUGCCCGCGGCGCGAUAAGGGCAUCGUGGAGGCCUUCCUGGCAGGAACUGUGACCAGCGUGUCACUGCUGGCCAACGGCACAGCCGCAGAGAGCGCGGCCGAGCUGGCCCGCAGGCACAGCAUUCCCACGGGCCUCCACGCCAACCUGACUGAGGGCCGUCCUGUGGGUCCCGCCCGGCACACCGCCUCGUCGCUCCUCAGCUCAGAAGGCUUCUUUCUUGGGAAGAUGGGAUUUCGGAAGGCCUUAGAGGCUGGAGACGUUGCUUUGCCUGAGGUGCGGGAGGAACUAGAAGCUCAACUCAACCGCUUCCGGGAGUUGUUGGGCAGGUCCCCCACGCACGUGGACGGGCACCAGCACGUGCACGUGCUCCCAGGUGUUCGCCGAGGCCCUGCAGGCGUUCGGGGUGCGUUUCACGCGGCUGCCAGUGGAACGCGGCGUGGGCAGCUGCUCGUGGCUGGAAGCACCAGCGCGUGCCUUCGCCUGCGCUGUGGAGAGCGAUGCCCGGGCCGCCAUGGGCCCCUUCUCCCGCCACGGCCUGCGGUGAGCACCGCCCUCCCCCACCCCAUCCAACCCUGCCGGGUCCCCAAAGGUCCAAAGUUAGGAACUGAUCUGCUGUCCUGCUUCACCCUCUGCCUAGCCCUGCCGGUCCUCAGGCAACACCUCUAUCCUGGCACUCACAGGUGGACCGAUGCCUUUGUGGGCCUGAGCACUUGUGGCCGGCACAUGUCUGCUCACCGAGUCUUGGCGUCACUGGCGCGGGCCCUGGAAGAUAUCCCUGCUGGCCGCCCCCUGACUGCCGAACUGAUGGCACACCCAGGAUACCCCAGUGUGCCUCCAGCAGGGGGCUGCGGUGAGGGCCCCGAUGCUUUCUCUUGUUCUUGGGAGCGGCUGCAUGAGCUGCAUGUCCUCACGGCACCUACCCUGCGGGCUCGGCUGGCCCAGAAUGGUGUGCAGCUCUGCGCCAUAGACGACCUGGAUUCCAAAAGGCCGGGGGAAGGGGUUCCCUGUGAGGCAACUCUGGAGCCCUUCCUGAAGCCUUCCCCACCCUGACACCAAAGGCCAGCUACGAACUGCCUCUCACUGUGGAGGAAGGCCAGGGCUAAAGCCUGGAACCAGGUCUUAUAGCAGGGUCUGGCUUACAGAGUGACAAGUCACUAAACCAGGUCCUUGCGACUGAGUAGUAUUGGGCAGCCCUGCCUGCAGACAGGCAGGGCUAGUCAGAGACAUCUGGACUUAGGGUCUGAUGAGCAUUUGGUGCCAAUUCAUGUGCAAGUUACAACCACUUGUUCAGUGGAGCAGUGGAGAAAUGUUGGUGUGUUAAUAAAAUAAUGUCUUUCAGAUUUGGCUGAUUUAUAAAGUGUCCAGGUAUCCUUCGCAGAAAUAUUAGGCACAGAGAGGCUCAGACCAAGAUAUCAAAAAUGGGCCGGGCCGUGGUGACGCACACCUUUAAUUCCAGCACUUGGGAGGCAGAGGCAGGCGGAUCUCUGUGA
Messenger RNA from Chionomys nivalis (European snow vole), 1552 nucleotides. RefSeq names its product YdjC chitooligosaccharide deacetylase homolog (gene Ydjc). Gene Ontology annotation, molecular function: deacetylase activity. The record is from RefSeq and is a predicted model, not a curated record. Bases 12 to 1112 code for a protein of 366 amino acids. The transcript has 4 exons. Gene Ontology annotation, biological process: carbohydrate metabolic process. Lineage: Eukaryota; Metazoa; Chordata; Mammalia; Rodentia; Cricetidae.